AUGAGGGCUUCCUCACUGUUUAGGCCUGCGACGGCUGGCUUUUGCUCCCUCGCCAGAUUAUGGCCGUUCCUCGCCCUCUCACAGUCGUCGGCCGUCAGUGCAAUAACAAUCACCCCCGUGGCACUGCCUGACCUCGAUCUCUCGCCCCUGGGCAGAGUUGCGCUGACCGGCAAUUUCGACGCGAUCUCGCUUUACUCGUACGAGCAGCAGACCGAAUCUCUCCCUUCUCGCAAUGGCUCGCAGGCACUGCGUACGCCGCUCCCCAACGGAGUCCUGGCGACAUUGUCGACUGCAGACGCGGACAUCCUGGCGAUGUGCCCUUUUACGCGUAAGGAUGGGAGUUUCGCCGGCGUGAUGGUGGGUGGGAACUUUACCAGCUUGGGCGGCGUCGAAUCGCAAGGCCUGGCGCUGUACAACCCUGCGGCAAAUAGCGUCGAAAGUAUCUCGGGCCUCACUGGCACGGUAUCGGCCCUGCUGUGCGACCAAGACACCGAUUCCGUCUAUGUUGGUGGUGACUUUUGGGUCGACAAUUCAACCAACGCGGCGAUCUGGACCCCAGGUCAGGGAUUGUCCAGCGUCCCGUUUGGUGGGUUCAAUGGCCCCAUCUCGUCCAUAGUCAAGGCGGAUGAUGGCCACAUCAUCUUCGGUGGCUCCUUCGACGGUCUGGGAAACGAAACAACCACCAACCAAAAGAACGGUUCCCAAGUUAUCAACCUAUCCACCGCCACAAUCACGAGCGAUGCGAAUUCUGGUCGCGCGGGCUUCGAUGAUCCUCGUAAUAUCAUCUGCAAGACUUCCGAUCAAGAUGGCCCGGGAAACACAUGGCUGCUUGCUGAUUACUCCCCUGGAUUUUGGCGGGCAGACAUGCGUUUUGGGUUCCGACCCACGAAGCUUCGCCUGUACAAUACCCAUUUUGAAGGAAGGGGCACGAAGUCGUUUCUGCUGCAGGCAUUACCCGACACUGGCAUCAUGAAUCUCACCUACACGGAUCCUCAAACCGGCCAGGAAGUUUUCUGCGACUCGGCGUGUCCGCUCUCGAACAACGCAUCUGAAACCUAUCGCGAUUUUCGAUUGGUCAACAAUGUUGGCAUGAGCGGCUUCAUGAUCCAGAUCCAAGAGUGGUACGGUCAGGGGGCUGGGCUCGAUGGGAUCGAGGUCUUUCAAGAUGACAUUUACUCGUACGCCGUCAAUGACUUCAACGAGCCAACCUGCGGAGGGAUCGAGUUUCCAUCCACAUCGACCUCGACCGGCUCGUGGACAACAGUCUCCCCGGCGGGUCAAAGUGACUCCGAAUACUUGACGGCUGACGUGACCAACGCAGAUGCCACAAGCACCUCCGUCACGUUUGAGGCUGACAUCAAGCAAUCGGGUAACUACUCCGUGGCUCUGUACACGCCGGGAUGUAUCCAAGAUGGAACCUGCCAAUCGCGAGGCUUGGUCAACGUGACUGGCACAUUUGCUUCCAGCACCAGGGAGGCAGCUCCUCUCCAGACCGUGAUCGCCCAAACCAACUACUACGAAAAAUACGACAUUAUCUACACGGGUUAUGUGGAAGCAAACAGCGAUAAAUUCCGUUCCAAAGUCACCCUCACUCCGCUUGCUGGCCAAGGAACAUCAAGGUUGUCGCGUCGCGGGUCGGCUUCCAUCUCAUCUCUGCCACUGGCGGUGGCGAUCUCAACGGCUUCUUCCGCAAUAGACAAAGUGGGUACUCAGUUGGACAAGGACGCUUCCAUCUCCAGCCUGGUCACCUAUAACGGGGUGAUCUAUGCGGGUGGGAAUUUCUCGGAUUCGACCUUGCGCAAUAUCAUGUCGUUUUCCGACGGAAACGCGACGUCACUGCCUGGCGGAGGUCUGAACUCCCCGGUGGAAUCAUUACUCGUUUUAAAUGAUACCUUGUACGUCGGAGGAAACUUCACCGAUACCGCGACUGGAGGGACGCCGAAUUUGAACUACGUCGCCGCCUACUCGUUUUCGGAGAAGACCUGGUCUGCGCUUGGAGCAGGUGUCAACGGCCCUGUCACUUCUGUUCAGUCUCUGCCGGUGAAUAUAUCCGCCGACACUACCGAGAUGAGCGUAGCGGUCAGCGGUAAAUUCGAUCAGGUACGCGCGUUUGGUGAUAACUCGACCAUCUCUGUGUCCGGCUUCGCUGUGUGGGUUCCUUCCCAAAAGAACUGGCUGCAGAAUCUCAAUACCUAUCAGAUGGCCUUCAAUGGCCAAUUGGCCGCUUCUGCUGUCAUUGGAAACAACACCACUAUCCUUGCCGGUUCCCUGAUUUCUGAUGGUAUCGCCUCCACUGGUGCCGUCUCGUUGACUGAGCCGAAUGGACUCGCUCUCGAGCCUUUCCCGGUCGAUAUCGUGAAGGACACGACUGGUUCGUCCUUGUCGAAGCGGGAUACCAGUUCGCAGAAUGCUACGGGCGUUACAGUUGGCAUAUUUGAUAAGGGUAAUGGUCGCAACCUCACCAUCCUAGGUGGGCAGUUUACCGCUAGGGCAACGAAUGGCUCUACCAUCGAGAAUCUCCUCAUCGUUAAUGGUGCCAACGGUAACACCGUUACCGGUCUUGGCCCAGGCGUCGACAGCAACUCAACUUUUCGGUCUCUUGCUGUUCAAGGAGAUACUCUCUUUGCUGGUGGGUCAGUCACUGGAAAGAUAGGCACUUCUCAGUUGAACGGGUUUGUGGCCUAUAACCUCGCUGGUGGGGACUUUGUCUCUCCCCAGCCCCCAGCGCUCACUGGGGACAAUGGGGAUAAUGUCACUGUCAAUGCAAUUGCUGUACGCCCGGGUUCGACAGAGGUCUAUUUCGGAGGUGAAUUUGACGCGGCCGGAGCUCUCCCGUGCCCCAGCGUUUGUUUCUAUGACACUUCCGAGGGUCAGUGGAACCGGCCUGGCGUGGCUAUUGAAGGCACUGUCACGAGCUUGCAAUGGGCGAGCAGUAACAAGUUAAUUGCAGCGGGCAAUCUCACAGUCGGGAACAAUAAAACCAUGAUUGCGACGUAUGACAACUCGCAACAGGCCUGGACCUCCAUGGAUGGAGCUUCGACACCCAAUAUUCCUGGUCCCGUUACGGCCUUUGGCCCCGCUGCUGAGGACAUGUCGCAGUUCUGGGUCGCUGGCCAAACUUCCGACGGGUCCAGCUUCUUGGUUAAUUACGAUGGCUCCAAGUUCAAUAGCGUGGGGAAUCUCUUCGAGAAGCCGACCACGAUCCUUGGCCUGCAGGUUCUGGGUCUCAGCCAAGAUCACGCCAGCACCAGCCUGCUCAGAGCCGACCAGGUCCUCCUUAUUACCGGCCAGCUGGUGAUUCCCAACUUUGGCAACGCCUCUGCUGCUCUCUACAAUGGAACCACCUUAACUCCAUUCCUCUUGUCCUCCACGGCAGAUGGUCAGGCCGGUAGCAUUUAUGAGUUAUUCACUGAGAACCAGAACACGUUCAGCGGAACCACGUCGCCGCCAGGGCUACGUUCGCGCUCCACAGACUCUUCCUUUUCCAACUCUCGUUUCCCCCCAGCCUAUCCUUCUACUCUGUCCAACCUGGCUGUUGACUUUGAGCAAGUUCAUGGGUGUCGUGAUGCACCCGCCGUCUUGUGGAUAUCUUCUUGGCCACCUAUCUGCCAUGUAGCAUAUCGUGACCUCUGGAAGGAGGUCGUCAUGUACAUAUCCCAUGUUCUGUCCUUGUGGUAUAAUGAUAGUAAUGCAUUGCCAUCUACGGCAGUGAUUGUUGCACUCAUGAAUCAGCGUGUAGUAGUUGCCACGAAGCAGUGUCAUAUGACCCGCAAAGAACUUGGCGUCGGAUUAGCUUUUUUUUUCCCCGAGACUCGUGACAUUGCCUGGAAAGGAAGUCCGUCCCUGACUCCGAUUGUGACUUUCUCUGUUCCGUUUGUCUACAGGCUGUUCACAGAAGGCGCAAAAAGAAUGAACUGCCAGGAUGAUUCCUGCUCAGCAUUGAGCGCUGAUGCGCGGAGAAACCCCCGCUCGCCAUGUCUUUCGCCCGGCCAGGCCACGCCAGCGGACCAGCGCCGAGUCCUGGCCUCGUGCCCUGCCCUCCCCACAUCUCUGCGCACGAGUCAUCCAGAGUGCCAGCGGUCUCGACCCUCUCCCCUCCGGCGUCCAUUGCUCCGCUCCAGCUUCUCUCUCAACCCGUCUGAUCGACUCUUUGAUGUUGUCGUAACGACUCGUUUCGCGCCCGCCAUCAGUCGGCAUGCGAUCAAGAACGGGCUGAACGAGUUUAUAAAAAUUUCAGAAUAUGACUCACUCUUGGUUCUGGCUGAUAAUAGUCUGACGUGUCGAUCCCGGAAGCUGAAAUGCGACGAGCAGAAGCCCCAAUGCUCCCAAUGCCGCAAGGCGUCGAGGGAGUGUCGUCCCAGCGAAGGCAUUGUCUUCCGCCAUCAGCAGAAUGCCUCGAUGAACAAGGACCUCGAUGGCGCCGGUCUGAAGGGGUUCUAUUCCUAUAAGAACACCUUUGGCGACGACAAUGUCUGGUUGGAGAUCCCGAAACAUGUCAUCUUCGUGGACAAUUCUGAUCCCUAUGCCGAAGACCUCGAGGCGACUCUGGCCGCAUCCGAGCCCGCCAUCUCUACGUCUAACAAUAAUGAUUGGAACAUCCAUGACGAUUUUCGGACGUCCUCGAUGGACGCUGAAGCUCAUGGCUUGGUCGCUUUGUCUGCUGCCGCAACGCAGAACCGGUAUGCCUUCCAGCAUACACCAGGGGUUGAUCAUUCAGGCACAGCAGCAGACGGCGUCCCGUUCAGUCAUCCAGAGCUUCCCACCUCCGUUCCUCCAAUCCACUCGCCCAGCGAAACCCGCAAUGCGAUGCCUCCUCCCACCUCUCCCUCCGCGUCAAUCACGUCCUCGAAUAAUAACAUCAAUUUCCUCCUCAACCCCUCCCAUUCCAUGUCACCUCCAAUCGACCCUGGUCUGCCUACGCCGGUGGUCCGCAGAGAGUCUUCCUAUGCUUCGGCGUCUGUGGCAUCCCGCAGUGUAGCACCAGACUUGAGACAGGAAGUCCAUGUAGAGACGGAUCAUGAAAUUGCCUUUUUGCUUCGGCACUUUUCUGAAGCUCCCGGGUUGUGGAUGGAUCUCUUCGAUUUGGAGACCUACUUCGCAUCCCAUGUUCCAGUGAAGGCCCUCACAAAUCCUCUGCUGAAGUAUGCGGCAUGCGCUUACGCCGCGAAACAACUGGGUCGAGUCAAGGGUGCCAAGGCCAUCGUGGGCGGGGUGUGCUCGAAGCAGGCGUCCAUGGAAGUCUGGCCCGAUGCCGACAAGGUCGACUGGUAUUGGUACGGUGCCAAGUAUUACGAAAAAGCUAUUCACCUUCUGAUGAAGGAACUGCAACAUGAUGCCGAAGCCCCACCGCCGUUGAGCACUCCCGAGGCGUUUGGACAGUGGCAGGCUGUCGAACUAUGUGAAGAUGGGGAACAUGCCCGCAAGAGACGGCGGCGCUUCUCCAAUAGUAGACUGUCGGGUGCUCAUUCGGACGAGGUGUUGGCGGCGACGGCCAUUCUCUCCGUCUACGAAUUCCUCGACGCCACCGGCCCAGCAUGGAAUCGUCAUUUGAGCGGCGUCAAGUCUCUUCUGGAUAUUGCCGAAGUGGGUAUGAUGCCGCUGGAACAACAGACGUCGCCAGGCGGAACGCCUCUGCCACCAAAGCGACCGGCUCUAUCGAAAGCACGAAAGGCUACCUUCUGGAACUUUGCUCGACAAGACUAUCUAGCUGCUUGUCUGUUAGUUAUCAAUGAGUGUCAGACAAGAUUGAAUACGGAUGACCUCGUGUUGUGGACAGAAGCCGGUUUGCAGGUGGACAGCGCGGGGUUUGUCCGCCCCAGCAACACGGGUGAAGAUGACGUGAUGAAGGAAGACAUGAUUUCAAACGCCCUCAUCUGGAUCCUUUCCAAGAUUGUAAAUUUUAUUGCUGCAGGGGACAACAUUCACGUCGGUCCGAACAGCAACCCCAUUGAUGAGGGGCCUCUCGGGGUGAAGCAACAAGUAUUGCUCGAGCGUUGGUAUCGACUUCAGGCGGAACUGGAUGCUUGGUAUAAUGGACUUCCUGAUACUUUUCGGCCGUGUGCGAGGAUCGAACCCUCUCGAGGGCCCCAGGAUGCCAGUGAUGCCGAUGACUGUCCUUUCCCAGAGGUGUGGUACAGCAUUCCCAUGUGCGCGUCGACAAUGCAGCACUACCACAUGGCUCGGAUCCUGCUCCUUAUCAAUAAGCCCCACGAGUCAACCGCCCGACGGACGACGGUGACCAACCGGCUCAAGUCCUAUCGUUCGAUUGAGAGCGAGAUCCGAUAUCACAGCCAGGAAAUCUGUGGGAUCUCUAUGUCUCGGCCCGAUGGGUCGGUGAGGAUUCAUUCCCUUCAGCCAUUGUUUGUCAGUGGCCAGUGCCUGACCGAGCCUCGGGAGCGGCGGACAAUCAUCCGACUCCUGCGAGGCAUUGAGGCUGACCUCGGAUGGGCCACCGAGUAUCGUGUGAAGCAGCUUCUGAAAGAAUGGGAAUGGGACGAAUCAUAUGACCUGAUGGCUGGUUCCUGA
Rasamsonia emersonii CBS 393.64 is the source of this 6525-nucleotide messenger RNA. Its product is annotated as Cellular morphogenesis protein (Rax2). Gene Ontology annotation, cellular component: plasma membrane of growing cell tip. The record is from RefSeq and is a predicted model, not a curated record. The coding region runs from base 1 to 6525 and encodes 2174 amino acids. The transcript is spliced from 11 exons. Gene Ontology annotation, molecular function: DNA-binding transcription factor activity, RNA polymerase II-specific; zinc ion binding. Lineage: Eukaryota; Fungi; Ascomycota; Eurotiomycetes; Eurotiales; Trichocomaceae. Gene Ontology annotation, biological process: regulation of DNA-templated transcription; positive regulation of establishment of bipolar cell polarity regulating cell shape.